UGGCACUGAUCCCAGAUGAGUUUCUCCUAUUGAUUUCGGGACCACAGAUGCUGCUGCUGAGGAGGUAUUUCCUGGCAUCCCUCCCUCUGCUACUGCCAGCUAAGGACCAGCCCGAAAGUAAGAUACCCCCAACCCCUUUCCCCUGGUAUUUUCCUCAGGUGGGAUAUCUCUGCUUUCUCCUGGAAACUGGGGGCUCCAUCUGCUAUUCCCGUGUGUGUGUCUAUGUGUGUGUUUAGGGGGAGAAGAGGAAACUGUUCUCUGUAUUGCUCUGUCCUAGGGCUUCCCUGGUGCUUGCUGAAUGUAAAGAGGCCCUUCGCCUGGCACUAGAGACACUUCCCAGGCAGGCACCUGUCGUUUGCCACCCCCGUUCUCCUAGAGCUCCCUCUCUCCCCCUCCCCCAGCCCAUUAUUCUGCUUCAGCCUUUUGUGUCGGUGGCAGAGGGCUGAAGGGAUGUCUCUGCCCUCUCUGCAGGCGGGUGUCAGGAUGCGCCGCGCUGCGAGAAGCCGACGCUAGCCAGAGAGGUGUGAAGAGUUGGCCAGAAUGACCAACUCUUCCACGUCCACUUCCUCCGCCACCGGGGGAUCGCUGUUGCUGCUCUGCGAGGAAGAGGAGUCGUGGGCGGGCCGGCGCAUCCCCGUGUCCCUCCUGUACUCAGGCCUGGCCAUCGGGGGCACGCUGGCCAACGGCAUGGUCAUCUAUCUCGUGUCGUCCUUCCGAAAGCUGCAGACUACGAGCAACGCCUUCAUCGUGAACGGCUGUGCCGCCGACCUCAGCGUCUGCGCCCUCUGGAUGCCGCAGGAGGCGGUGCUCGGGCUCCUGCCCGCGGGCUCUGCGGAGCCCCCUGGGGACUGGGACGGCGCCGGGGGGAGCUACCGCCUGCUGCGGGGCGGGCUGCUGGGCCUCGGGCUCACCGUGUCCCUCUUGUCCCACUGCCUGGUGGCCCUGAACCGCUACCUACUCAUCACCCGGGCGCCCGCCACCUACCAGGCGCUGUACCAGCGGCGCCACACGGCGGGCAUGCUGGCGCUGUCCUGGGCACUAGCCCUGGGCCUCGUGCUGCUGCUCCCGCCCUGGGCGCCGCGUCCCGGCGCCGCGCCCCCGCGCGUCCACUACCCGGCGCUGCUGGCCGCCGCGGCGCUGCUGGCGCAGACGGCGCUGCUGCUGCACUGCUACCUGGGCAUCGUGCGCCGCGUGCGCGUCAGCGUUAAGCGGGUCAGCGUCCUCAACUUCCACCUACUGCACCAGCUGCCCGGCUGCGCCGCCGCCGCCGCCUUCCCGGGAGCCCCUCACGCGCCAGGCCCGGGUGGUGCCGCGCACCCGGCUCAGGCCCAGCCGCUGCCCCCAGCGCUGCACCCGCGGCGGGCGCAGCGGCGUCUCAGCGGCCUGUCGGUGCUGCUGCUCUGCUGCGUCUUCUUGCUGGCCACGCAGCCGCUGGUGUGGGUGAGCCUGGCCAGCGGCUUCUCGCUGCCCGUGCCCUGGGGUGUGCAGGCGGCCAGCUGGCUCCUGUGCUGCGCUCUGUCCGCGCUCAACCCGCUGCUCUACACGUGGAGGAACGAGGAGUUCCGCCGCUCCGUGCGCUCCGUCCUGCCCGGCAUCGGCGACGCGGCGGCUGCUGCCGCCGCCGCCGCCACGGCUAUGCCUGCGGUGUCCCAGGCGCAGCUGGGCACUCGCGCCGCAGGCCAGCACUGGUGACCCGGGCAGGGCGGGCGGGAAGCGGAGAUUCCCAGCUUCCAUUGCCCUUGGGCACCACCG
Messenger RNA from Aethalodelphis obliquidens (Pacific white-sided dolphin), 1752 nucleotides. RefSeq names its product G protein-coupled receptor 88 (gene GPR88). Gene Ontology annotation, molecular function: G protein-coupled receptor activity. The record is from RefSeq and is a predicted model, not a curated record. Lineage: Eukaryota; Metazoa; Chordata; Mammalia; Artiodactyla; Delphinidae. Bases 541 to 1692 code for a protein of 383 amino acids. The transcript has a single exon. Gene Ontology annotation, cellular component: membrane. Gene Ontology annotation, biological process: G protein-coupled receptor signaling pathway.